AUGGGUCUUGUUCGUCUCCCGUCGCCGUCGACCGUGCUCAUCGGAUCUGUCGCUGCCCUCGCCGCGCGAGACGCGACCCUCCUCAAGAAGGUGUUUGUCGCGCUGCUCGUGCUGAACUGGAGGAAUCUGCCCCUUGCAUGGCACACCUCGUUUUGGUGGACCGUCCCCGAGCUGUACCUCAAGAUCUUCCGCAAGGGUCAUGACAAGGCGAUGGCGAUCGGGCGCUCGCCUUUCGAGGUCAAGACCGUCACGAAGGGGCAUGUCAGUUUCGCUGAUGCCGACUACAACGCUCACAUGUCCAACUCGUCCUACGCGAAGGUCAGCGACGCAGCACGGUUCCGUUUCCUCCUCGAACUCGUCGGUCCGGCCAUGGGCGAAGGGAUUUGGUCUCCGCUCGCCAGCACAAGCUACACGUUCUACCGCGAGAUCCCGCUCGGCGCAAAGUACGAGAUCGAGUGUCAUAUCGUUUCUUGGGACGAGAAAUGGAUCUACUACGUCUCGCGCUUCACCACCGCACCGAGGAAAGGCUCGAAGGAGCGCACGCUGAAUUGCGUCGCCUUCUCUCGAUCCUGCUUCAAGCUGCGCGGGUCUCGCCUCUCCAUCCCUCCCUCUCGCGUCCUCUCAAUCUCUGGCGUUGGUUCCGACCGCAGCAACUGGGCACGAACACUCAAGUUGCGAAAGGAGCGCAAGGUCGGCAAGUGGCUCGAGUACGGCGGCGCGCUGGUUGCGCAAAAGGCGGGCAAGUGGACGGGAGCGCUUCCUGCGGCGGGCGAGGGUUGGGAGGACGACGGUAUGAGCAUGUACGAGGAGCAGCGCUUGGCGAACCUCGCCAAGCUGGACAACAUCGGUGUCGUGCAGAAGGCGGGAGAGACGGCGGACUGGGUCGACCUCUAG
Molecule: messenger RNA, 894 nt
Organism: Rhodotorula toruloides NP11
Lineage: Eukaryota; Fungi; Basidiomycota; Microbotryomycetes; Sporidiobolales; Sporidiobolaceae
Exons: 4
Coding region: 1-894 (297 amino acids)
Source: RefSeq, a predicted model, not a curated record